AUGGAAUUAAUGGAUACAUCACUCGGUAAUCUGUAUAAAUUUGCUUAUCGUAAACUUGAUCAGUUUAUACUUGGAGAUAUUCUUGCCUAUAUAGCACUAGUUUCAACAACAACAAUAAAAAUUUUUAAUUCUGCAAUGACUAAUCAAAUAUUUGAUUUAACAAGUGCUCGUAGCUAUGAUCAAAAUCAAAAACCAAAUUAUAAAGAAUUAUUAGAAAAUCCAUUUUUACGGCAAGAAAAAGAACCACAACAAACGGAAUAUAUUGUUGCUUAUUUAUCUGAUAUAAUUGAUGGUCUUCAACUGAAUAUGGAUAAAUCUUAG
Rotaria sp. Silwood1 is the source of this 321-nucleotide messenger RNA. The record is from the annotation of a GenBank genome assembly. Lineage: Eukaryota; Metazoa; Rotifera; Eurotatoria; Philodinida; Philodinidae.